Messenger RNA from Carica papaya (papaya), 914 nucleotides. Lineage: Eukaryota; Viridiplantae; Streptophyta; Magnoliopsida; Brassicales; Caricaceae. The record is from RefSeq and is a predicted model, not a curated record.
CUGUCCUGGAUAUUUCAUUUUUAGGAUAAUAUGUUUGCAGCGUGUUGAAGUGUCAACUAUUCUUUUCGACUUUUCCAGAUAAAAAUACUUCCCUUCAAUACAUUUUAGAUCCCUUUGUUAAUGCUGCUCUGUCUAAUGAUAGUCGGAAAUAGAAAGUUGGAACAUUUCUUUUUAAAUUUCACUGGUGAAAAACCCUAGCCUCCCUGUCUCCUCACUCCUGCUCCGUCUCUUUCCACCGAGAGCCAAAAACCGGAAGGAGUCCUUCCAUUUUGGUCAUCGUGGGAAGAACCAGCAAUCACAGUGUAAUUUGAAACUGAGAGGCGAGAAUUAAGCUUUCGAUGGACCGUGGAUCCGAUGUUGGGGUUUCAUGCGCUCAAUGCGGCAAACCUGCCCUUCUUCAGUGCCCCAAAUGCCUUGAAUUAAAGCUUCCCCGUGAAGUUGCUUCUUUCUGCACUCAGGAUUGUUUCAAGGCUUCUUGGAGUAGCCACAAAUCAGUUCAUUUGAAGGCAAAGCAGUUUGCACUUGGGACAGGUCCUCUGGCUGAACAGAAUUCAGACUCAGUUACUGAAGGGUGGCUAUAUUGCUUGAGGAAAGGACAGUCCCGAACUCCAAAAUUUCCCCAUUUUGAUUGGACAGGGACACUGAGGCCAUAUCCCAUUUCUAUCAAGCGCACUGUACCUGCACACAUAGAUCAACCUGAUUGGGCAGUUGAUGGAGUCCCAAAAAUUGAGCCUAACAGCGAGCUGCAGCAUGUUGUUGAGAUAAAAACUCCAGAUCAAAUUGAGAGAAUGCGAGAAACUUGUCGAGUAAGUUCAUUUUGUUAUUUUUAUUGUCAAAUAUUUCCCCUAUGCAUAGAGAACCAAAUUUAUUUCCCUCAUUUAGAUACUGAUAUUGUAUAAAACUUUCGUGUGGUC